Prorocentrum cordatum is the source of this 1289-nucleotide messenger RNA. Lineage: Eukaryota; Dinophyceae; Prorocentrales; Prorocentraceae. The record is from the annotation of a GenBank genome assembly.
AUGGCGCUCGAACUCCAUCCUGGCAAAGAUUUGGUUCCGAGGUCGCUGCUGUCGACUGCCGUCCCGAUGACCCUGACCACCAAGCGCCCCUACCUCAGCAAGUUUUGCAUGAACAUGUGGUGCAGGUGGACGUGCUUGAUCUUACCGAGGCCCAGCCUGCUCUGUGAUGAUAUGGCUGCCGAGCUGUCUGACUCCAUGAUCAGGGUACCUGCAGACGACUCUCUUGAGGCGCGCCAGGUCUCUCACUGGCGGCUUGCCCAUUCCACGGCUCACCUCCUUCGCAGCGACCUGCACGUCGUGCCGCUCGCCAGCCACGAGCAGAAGCUUACCGAUGUGACCCGCCUGUUCAUGUUGCUCCCGAGCCUUGGCGCGCCGCCGGCUCUCGCCCGCUCCAGCCCCGCGCUCCCCGCGCGCCGGCUGCUCGCGCUCGGGAUGGUGUGCGCGGGGCCGGGGUUGCACACCAGCUUCGCCCGUGUCCUUGCACACGGGAUCCUGCCGGCCGUCCUGCCGUCCUACCGGCGCAAGCUCCUGCACUGGUUGGCCGACGAGAUCGGCCUGCCCCACGUCUCGGCGGACAUGCCAGACGGCUCCCGCCGGCUGCACAUUGCCACCGAGCGGGAGGCCCUGCCGGACAGGUUCUUCGUCGAGGGGGAGGAGGUGGAGGUCACGCGGGGGCGGCACGCCGCGGUGGCCGUGGUCGUCGACCCCCGGAGGGGAUGCACCGGCGCCAGCGCACCAUACGGGUGCGCUUCCAGGGCGCGCGCGAGGAGGGUGGACGUGCCGGUCGAGACGGCCACUCCGAUCAACACCAGCGCAGAAGCUCGUGCGCUUCGCAACAGCAACGCGGAGGAGGGCAACGCCGACCCCUGAAGCUGGCGGGCGGCACAGCGAUAGGCAGGCGGUCUGAGCAGGCGCGUUUCCCGUCCCACCCUGGCUCGGUUCUACGAGGCGAGAACCUGCAUGUUCUCUGGUACUGCUAUACUCUUCGUCUUGUUCAGCCUGCGCGAUUGCUCCUGUAGCAUGUAGGUAGGCAUGCGUGCUAUGCCGCAGAGUAUCGAAGACGGGUCUCUUGUGGACUGGCCUCCGCCGUGUACCGGCGCUGCCCCUCGGAGGGCGCGGACCCAGCGGCAGGGCGCGCCUCUCCGUGCACCGCGCGAGGGCACGCCGCGCGAGGGCCAUCACAUGCGAGCGCCGCGGCUCUCGGGCUCGCUGCGGGCCCAGGCUCGGCCGCGCCGUCUCUUCGCGGGGAGGCGCCGGCGCACUGCGCGUGCGCGGCGGCCCGCGGGAGA